AUGAGGAAAGAAAGAUCUUUGGCUACUAAUGCUGUCCUGGGCAACCAGAGGUUCAUCCUGGGGCUGGUAGAGGACCUGGAGCCAGGUAAAGUGGCCAUCAGCUCCUCCAGCCCCAUUGCCACAGCUUCGUUGCCAGCCCUGUCCCAGGCCAGACACACACCCCUCAGCCAGGGGGAGAUCUUCAAGCUGCCAGGCAGGCUGAGAAUCCAGCCCUCCCUGUGGAGCAAGGAGGACGUGAUCCACUGGCUGAGGUGGGCUGAGGAGCAGUGUUCCCUCCAGCAGACCCACGAGAGCAGGUUCCAGCUGAACGGCAGAGCCCUCUGCAUCCUCACCAAGGAUGACUUCAGACACCGAGCGCCGAGCUCAGGUGAUGUGUUGUAUGAAAUACUCCAGUAUAUUAAGACUCAAAGAAGAGCUCUGGUGUGCAGCCCGUUGCUGAACUCACCCUUCAGGGAAGCCAGGAGCACAAAGAAAGCUCAGCCAGCAGAACCCAUCCCAGUUGCACACUACCUGAGCAAGGCAAGCAGGACAGACCUGGAGGUGUCAGCCAGGUCCAACAAAGUCCAUGUCAUCAAGGAACUUUAUAGUCCUGAAGAAGGUCUGAGCCUGGAGGGCAGCUGCAGGGCAGGUGCCAUCUGCUCUUUUCCUGGCACCCUGUCAGCCCCAGUGGAUGGGAAAAUUGCAGACUGCAGGCUGCUGUGGGACUACGUGUACCAGCUCCUCUCUGACACCCGUUAUGAGCCCUACAUCAGGUGGGAAGACAAGGAGGCCAAGGUCUUCCGCGUCGUCAACCCCAACGGGCUCGCCCAGCUCUGGGNCUCCUUCCAGAACCGGAUGAACAUGACAUAUGAGAAGAUGUCACGAGCACUCAGACAUUACUACAAACUCAACAUCAUCAAAAAGGAGCCAGGGCAGAAGCUCUUGUUCAGGUUUUUGAAAACUCCAGGGGAGAUCAUCCAUGAGAAAUCCAGCAAACUGGAGCAGCUGGAGAAUGAGGACCAUGAAGAUCUGAAGGAAGACCCACUGGAGGUUUCUCUAGGGAUCUGUGAAGGUGGCACUUGCAGUGCCUUGCAGACAGGCUUGUGCUCCUCUGGGAAGUGCUGGCCUCUUGUGCAUCUCCAACAGAAGGCUACAGAGCUGGUCCUGGAUUUCAAAACCUGUCCUGAGCCAAAACUGUGA
This is a messenger RNA of Merops nubicus (carmine bee-eater), 1179 nucleotides long. RefSeq names its product ets variant 7 (gene ETV7). The record is from RefSeq and is a predicted model, not a curated record. Gene Ontology annotation, cellular component: nucleus. NCBI's taxonomy places the organism in Eukaryota, Metazoa, Chordata, Aves, Coraciiformes, Meropidae. Gene Ontology annotation, biological process: regulation of transcription by RNA polymerase II; cell differentiation. Gene Ontology annotation, molecular function: DNA-binding transcription factor activity, RNA polymerase II-specific; sequence-specific DNA binding.